Culicoides brevitarsis is the source of this 3369-nucleotide messenger RNA. RefSeq names its product tetratricopeptide repeat protein 14 homolog. Bases 137 to 3253 code for a protein of 1038 amino acids. The record is from RefSeq and is a predicted model, not a curated record. The transcript has 11 exons. Gene Ontology annotation, molecular function: protein binding; nucleic acid binding. Lineage: Eukaryota; Metazoa; Arthropoda; Insecta; Diptera; Ceratopogonidae.
AAAAUUAUUGUGAUGAAAAACGCCGAAAUCAUCAAUUAAAAGGAAUUUUAAGGGAAAUUUGAACGUUUCUAGUGUGAAAAGAGUCUUUUCGAAGCUCGUGUGUUACGAAGCACAGAACCAAAAAAAAAACAAAGUGAUGUAUCAUUACGGCGAUCCAAGAAGUGCUUACGGGCAUUUGGGAGGAAAUCUUGCUCCGCCAACGACAACAACAGCUGCCAACACGAAGCCACUGAAUGCGGGAUUGAUUGCUCGCAGCAUCUCGUACCAUGGAUUGCCGCUGCAGAAGAUGUGGGAAGGCGAACGCGGCGAAACAGAUCUGCAAAAACAGGGAAUUUUGCAUCCGGAUUACUCGAUGUACCAACAGCGACAGAAAUAUUUGACGUUCCAGGACAGGGCGAAGCGUUUGCGAUUGCAUCAAUUUAUCUCGAAGAAGGCCGAUGAGAUUUUCGAUCAGAAUUUGAUGGUUGGAGGACAUAAUUCGGAAGCGGGAUUUACAGAUAAUAAUGAUUCGAUUGUCCAAAUUCCUCCCUAUGAGAUUUUUUUGAAUGUGGAUCCGUAUGAGAGGACGAGGCAUUUUUUUCAGACCAUCCAAGUAGGAGACAUUGUCUACGGAAGUGUAGCAACUGUGACAAAAGUGCAUCUGCUCAUUAAAAUAAUCUGUGCCACGGGAUCCAUUCAACGCUUUGUCGGCGAACUCGGAAUAAAAGCGAUGUUACCUAUGGCGAAUACCGUGCCAGUGUUUAAUAAAAUGCACGAUCGCUACGAUGUGCAUGAUUAUGUGUGUUGCGAGGUGUUAGAUUUGAGUCCGGAAUCGCAGAAAAUAGUGUUGACCAUGAAGAGUGCAUUUCCGCCGCGUAAGGAUACGCCGCCACUUGGUCUGAUAACGACAGACGAUUUUCCUGAUGUUUACAAAACCGCAUCGGAGAAGAAGAAUUUCACGUACAACGAGGUUUUGGAGAACGACACCACCUUCAAGAACCCCAAUUCGGAGGAUGUUUUGUUCGAAGCCCUUGGAUUGAACCCGAAAGAGUAUUACACCAACAUGACCAGUUUGAAGGGGAAAUUUCCCGCGAACGAAUAUGCAUCACAAAUACGUCAGGAACAAGCCAGCAAGUGGGCUUUUCGUUCUGUCGCCGAGGGCAUUGAACAUUUCAAGGAGGGACGUCACAGCGAAGCUUUUAGUUGCUUGAACAAGGCACUCAGCAUCGAUCCGCGGAAUGUCGAGGGACUUGUAGCGAGAGGAGCUCUUUACGCCAAUAGCGGGUCCUUCAAAAAAGCCGUCGAAGAUUUCGAAGCCGCCUUGCAAAUCAACAAUACUCACGCCAAUGCUCGAAAAUACCUUGGGGAGACGCUUGUGGCUCUGGGACGCAGUUACGAAGACGAAAAUGAAUACGACGAGGCAUGCAAAGCGUAUCAGGAUUGCUUGAAAGUCAUUCCGAUGCACGAAGAAGCCCUCAAUUCGUUGGAAUAUUUGAGGAAUAAGCAGCAACCGAAGAUGAUUGUGCCGCCAACGGAGCUUGUCUUGCCACCUUUGAACCUCAACAAGGGAAAAUCAGAAACUUCUAAGAGUCGUGACCGACAUUCGAAUGACAAAAAACGCAAAGAAAAGUCAAAGAAGAAGCGAAAAAGACGCGAUUCCUCGUCGAGUGACGGUUCAUCGUCGAGCGGAUCGAGUUCGAGUAGUUCGCGUUCCUCUUCUAGCUCAUCCAGUUCCGAUCGAUCGUCGAAAAAUACGAAGGGAAAGAAAGGAAGAGAUAAUCCAUCGCCGUUCUCGCAACAAAUGAUGAAGGCAGGAAGUCAGUUUAAUCAGUCGUUUGGGAAUUUGGGUGCGGAUACGGAUGAUUACGAGUCAAAGGUGCGUCAAUUUUUGGACAUGGCUCGCGCUGACGAUGAUCACGAAGACAAAGUACGCAAAUUGAUCGAAGACGCUGCUCGCUACCAAGAAGAACGAAAGAAUUCGGACUCAAAAUCCAAGAAGAAAAAACGCAAAGAGGAGAAAAAAGCGAAGAAAGAAGCCAAAAAGAAGAAGAAAAAGGAAAAGAAAAGCAAAAAAUCCAAACUCGACUUGAAUGAACUCGAAAAUGCGAAAUUACGCGAGGCUCUGAAGAUUUUCGAAAACUUACCCGUUCUCGACGAUCUCGGCGCAAAAUUAUCCGAAAUUUACGGCAACAAAAGUGACGCACUUACUGAAGCUGGCAAAUCGGAAACAGACGAUACGAAGCAAAACAAAUGGAAAAUGUCAUUUUCGAACAAAGAUGAUCCCCGAGGAGCUUCCGUUGCAGGUCCCAGUAAAAUUCAGUCUCGCACAACGCGUCUUGGCAAAGGAAUGACGCCACCUGACUCGGAUAACGAUGAUGAUGGGCGUUCAAAUGCCAAGGAACAGCCAAAAUCGAAGUUUGUGACGCAACAACCGACGAUGCCGAGAAUUCCCUCGCCUCUCAAACAGUAUGGACGAACUGUUAUGACGUCAUCGCAGAAUAUUGCAGCGAUUCCUCCGGCUCCAGUGAAGUCAGGCCCGGUUGUUUUGGAUAAAUUCGGGAAUUUCCGAUUGGCAAAUGUCGAAGCAGCUCAGCCCGUGACGAUGCCAGAAUCGAAUGAUCGAAGAUCAAGAAGUCGUUCUCGUAGCAGAAGUCGCAGCAGGAGUCGAAGUUACAACUACAACAAUCGUCGACGACGUUCUCGGAGCAAUUCAUCCGACUACCGACGACGACAGAAGAACAGAAGAUCCACUUCGCGUGACUUUUAUCGACGUCUCGCCAUCAGUCGCAGUCGUUCCCGCUCCCCAGUUCGUUUCAACCGCGAUCGUCGUCCUCCCAACAAACCUCCAUACAAUUCCUACCAAGACCGAAAACGUUCCCGUAGUCGUGGUUCCCGUUCCCCCUUGAGCCCAAUUCGGGCGACAAAUCCCCUCGGAAGACCCUUUGGAGGCGGCAGGGGACGCGGAACGGGCAAUCCUGGCAGAUGGAUGCGCGGUGGCGGCUCCAAUCGUCGUUUCAAUAAUCGCGAUCGAAGUAUGUCACGUAGCCCAGUGCGUUACAACUCGAAUCGUCGACGCGAUUAUCACGACGAUCGCACACGAAGACGUACGCGCAGCAGAGAUCGCGACAGAAACGACAAACCAAAGUCCAGCAGAUCGUCGGAAGCGAAAACGAAUGACGCUGCUCCAGCAUUGGCGAUGCCUCGAAGCGACAAUAGCGAUCCGCCGCCACCUGGAACGGAAGACGAUGUCGCCAAUAUGCUCAAAAAUCCGUAAAAAGGGCUCUAAAAUAUUUAAAAAAUAAUAAAAAAUUUCUUUCGUUUCAAUGAAACAUAAUUAACUUUAAUUAUUUUUGAAAUUUUUUUCGUCCUUUGCUUUUGCGCGAAAUUAUU